GAAGUUAUUGUAGUUGAUAAGAAGAAAAAGAAAAAGAAGGGUAAACUUAGUAUUGGAGGCGAAAAUGUAAUUUACACUAGUGAAACAGACAAGACUCCAGUUCAACUUUGGAAUAUUAGUGAUGUGGAGAGUGUCAAAUAUGAGAAAAAAAAUGUUACAAUAACAUUUGGUGGUGCAAAGCAAGCAACAUUUAAUUUUCAGGUAUCAAAUAAAAGUGAUGCUGAAGCUAUUUAUCGACAAUAUGUGGAAUGUACCGCAAGUUUAGAAUUGCCAACUGUUAAUAUUGACACAAGCUCUAUGAAAUCUCCACGACCAACUUCAACACAUGAUAACCAAGAUAAUGAAGAAACUGAGUCACAAGCUGACGCUGAAGAAAAUGAUGUAGAAGAAGUUAAUGUAGAAGAGGUUAAUGUAGAAGAGGUUAAUGUAGAAGAGGUCAAUGAGAUGGAGUUGCCAUCACCAAAACUUGGCAUUGCGUUAUAUGACUUUGAUGCUCAAGGCGACGAUGAGAUCUCAAUCCGUGAAGGUGAUGACCUUUGGAUUAUUGAUGAUGUUAGUAGCAAUGAAUGGUGGAAGUGUCGUAAAGGUGACGAGGAAGGCAUGGUACCCUCUUCUUAUAUUGAUAUACCAAAUGAAGAUGGCAAUGCUGACCAAUAUGCUGCUGAGGAGGAGCGUCAACGGUUAGAAGAGGAAGAAUACCAAAGGGCAGAAGAAGAACGAUUAAGAAAAGAGGAAGAACGGCUGAGAAAGGAGGAAGAACGACAAAGAAAGGAGGAAGAACGUUUGAGAAGAGAGGAAGAACGACAGAGAAAGGAAGAUCGACAAAGGAAAGAAGAAGAACCACGUCCACCUGCUAAAUCGAAGUCUUCUUCAGACGAAGCAGCUAUAAAGAAAAUACAAACACCAACAAAUCGCAUAUUGCCUGACAGACCAGCCCAAGCUCAAUCAAAAGAUAAACCACUUCCGUCGAAUACAAGACUUUGGACAGACAGAACUGGUUCAUUCCAAGUUGAAGCCGAAUUUCUUCAACUUAGUGACGGCAAAGUGCAUCUCCAUAAACUUAAUGGCAUAAAAAUUGCUGUUCCCAUUGAUCGAAUGAGCAAAAAGGACAUUGCAUAUCUUGAGGGAGUAACUGGAGAAAAACUAGAUGACAGAUCUGAUAACAUACCUUUGGCCGCUAUUGUUGCUGGACAUAAAGGCAAGACGACCUUAACAAACAAAAAUAAAUCAGAAUAUGAUUGGUUUGACUUCUUUCUUAAGGCUGAUAUCACGCAUGAUGAUGCGUUCAAAUACGCUAAAAUAUUUAUCAACGAGAAUAUGGAUGAGAGUUCAAUAAAUAAUUUAGAUCGCAAUGUAAUGAAAGAACUUGGCUUAAAAGAAGGAGAUAUAAUUCGAGUAACUAAAUACGUUUCUGAAAAUUAUACGUCUGUUAAAAAGAAAACUGCUAUUGGUGAAAGUAAAGAAAGAGAAAAGACAGAUAGGGAAAUUGCCAAAAAAGUCCAGUUUGAAGAACUCGAAAAAUCACAAAAAUUGUCAGAAUUUGACUUAAAGAUGCAACUGAAACGUGAUGAACAAUUAGCCAGAGAACUUCAAGAAGAAGAAAACAGAAUAGCACGUAGUGAAGGAAGAACAAUCCCAAAGGAUGCCGAUUUAUAUGGCAAAGGGACUCUAGACUCGCUCAUUCAACGAGAUGAUAAAGCAAAUUCACCAAAAACUCCACCAUUACUUUUUUCUGAAAACAAUGGCGUUUUAAAAAAUAAUACGAAAAAAGCCCGUCCUACGCCCACAAAGACAGCACCAAUUCAAGUUGAUGCGAAAACUUUUGUGAAUAGCAAGAAUUCUAAAGACCAAAUUGAUUCUGCUUUUAAGCCAUCUUCAAAGUCAUCGUCUUCUACGACACAGAAAUUCGAUGAUGAUGCUUGGAGCUUUACUGACUCAACGCCUGCGUUAAUACCUGCUACUAAGGUGGUUCCACCUCCACCUCCGCCUCCUCCACCAGUAAUCACACCAAGACCUCCUCCAGUAGUCGCACCAAGAUCUUCUCUAAAUGAACAAUUAACUAGUAAACAAUUAAUUA
This is a messenger RNA of Ambispora leptoticha, 2077 nucleotides long. NCBI's taxonomy places the organism in Eukaryota, Fungi, Glomeromycota, Glomeromycetes, Archaeosporales, Ambisporaceae. The record is from the annotation of a GenBank genome assembly.